AUGACAGGCUUCAAAUUGUCCGACAUCCCCAACCUUUCUGGCCGCGUGGCCAUCGUAACUGGCGGCAACAGCGGUCUCGGCGAGACCUCUUGUCUCGAGCUUGCUCGCAAUGGCGCUAAAGUGUACAUGGCCGCACGAACCGAGUCGAAGGCUCAGGAAGCAAUCCAGAAAAUCAAGCAGCAGGUGCCCGACGCCGACAUUCACUUCUUGCAGCUCGAUCUCACUGAGCUUGCAGCUGUCCGCAAGGCAGCUGACGACUUCGUGUCCCGCGAGCAGCGUCUUGACAUCUUACUCAACAAUGCCGGUGUCAUGGCAACCCCUUACACUUUCACCAAGGAUGGUCUUGAGCUUCAGGUCGGUACCAACGUCGUUGGUCACUACCUCUUCACCAUGCUCUUGCUCCCCACACUCUACAACACCUCCAAGCUUCCCGAGUAUGCCAAGCCUGACUCGCCAUCCGUGCGUAUCGUACAGGUGUCCAGCAUUGGCCACCUCUUCUCUCCCUCGGACACCAGCUUCAAAGAUCUCGAAGCCGUCAACAAGCAGUACAAGCCCGAGAUCAAGGGCACAUUUGACCGAUAUGAAAAGAGCAAGACCGGUAACAUUCUCAUUGCCAACCAGCUCGCCAGGCUUCUGCCCAAGGAAGCUCGUAUCACCAACAUUUCUCUCAACCCAGGAGUUGUUCGCACCGGUCUCUUCCGCGGUCCCAGCGAGUCGUAUGGACUCAUCUUCAAGGCCAUGAUCUUUGCGGCUUCGCGCUUCUUCACUGCUCCCGAGGACGGCGCUUUGACCCAGCUUUACGCCUGUGCUUCGCUCGAAGUUGACCGUCUUAACCUGAACGGUGCCUACAUUGAACCUGUGGCCAAAGUCGGCAAGAAGAGCAAGAUCGCUGAGGACAAGGAUGGCAAGCUUGGCGAUGAGCUCUUCAACUUCUGCAACCAGUUUGUCAAGGAGAAGCUUGGUCUUGACCUCGUUGCACAUGUAAAGGAGACCGGCAUUCAGCUUCCUCAGAGCCACAUCUAA
This is a messenger RNA of Ustilago hordei, 1023 nucleotides long. RefSeq lists its product as uncharacterized. Lineage: Eukaryota; Fungi; Basidiomycota; Ustilaginomycetes; Ustilaginales; Ustilaginaceae. The record is from RefSeq and is a predicted model, not a curated record. Bases 1 to 1023 code for a protein of 340 amino acids. The transcript has 2 exons.